Molecule: messenger RNA, 993 nt
Organism: Effrenium voratum
Lineage: Eukaryota; Dinophyceae; Suessiales; Symbiodiniaceae
Source: the annotation of a GenBank genome assembly
AUGAGGAGGGCAAGGAGAGCCCCGAAGCUUCUCCGAGGAGAGACUUGGGAUGCUCUCCUGCUCUACAGCGACCUGGACCAAUCCCAGAUCCUUUCCCGCCUCGCGAAGCGAAAGCGGAAAGGUGAAGAGGAGCCAAUGCUCCAGGAAUGGCCUGAGUUUAUCAGCCACCGCUGGGGCACACUGGAUGACGAGAGUCACAACCGCUUGGAAGACGUGCUGACCAGGCUGGAGGGCCUCUUCCCCCAGUGGUCCCUGCAAGGGGGCUGGCUGGGCCAAAACGUGUGGAUCGUGAAGCCGGGCACCAACUCUAAGGGCAGCGGCAUCGAGUGCAUGCGCAGCCUACCGCAGCUUCUGCAGCAUUGCGAGCGCAUGCCCAACCGUAUUGUCCAGAAGUACAUCGAGCGGCCUUUGCUUCUCUUCAGCGGCAGGAAGUUUGAUAUCCGGCAGUGGGUGCUGGUAAGGUCUGUGCGGCCGUUGAAGGUCUUCCUCUUCAGCGAGUGUUACCUGCGGCUUUGCAAUGGCAUGUACGACUUGGGGGACCUGCAAGAUCGGGAGCGCCACAUCUCCAAUUGGCAGGUGAACAAGCAUGGGAAGAACGUGGUGGAGGGCGCCGUGGUCUCCCUCCAGGACUUCAAAGCAGAGCUCUCCGAGCUCACCGGCUGCGAGGACUACUGGGAGAGCGAGCUUUUGCCGCAGCUGAAGCAUAUCGUGAUCGAGGUGCUGCGCUCGGCGGAGAGCCGCCUGGAGCAGCGGGCGGAGAGCUUCGAGCUGCUGGGCUUCGACGUCAUGGUGGACGAGGCCAUGAAGAUGUGGCUCUUGGAGGUGAAUCUCAGCCCCGGCUGCGAGGGGCGCACGAAUUUUCUGGAGAGGAUGCUGUCAAGAAUGUCACACCGUCUCAUCGAGGUUGCCGUGCUGGGCCAAGAAGAGCCAGAUGGGGACCGCGGGUGGCAUUUCAGAGGGCAGCUUUUGGCCGAGAAUCCCGGGCAAGCUUAG